This is a messenger RNA of Pseudopodoces humilis (Tibetan ground-tit), 4559 nucleotides long. It is a transcript of the gene DAPK2, whose product is annotated as death associated protein kinase 2. The record is from RefSeq and is a predicted model, not a curated record. Gene Ontology annotation, cellular component: cytoplasm; nucleus. Gene Ontology annotation, molecular function: ATP binding; protein serine/threonine kinase activity. Lineage: Eukaryota; Metazoa; Chordata; Aves; Passeriformes; Paridae. Gene Ontology annotation, biological process: protein phosphorylation; positive regulation of apoptotic process; intracellular signal transduction.
CCGCCCGCUCCGGCCCGACCCUGCGCGCCAGGGAGCCCGGCGGACGCGUUGCAUAAUCCUUGAGCAUCAAUGAAAGGCCAAGUAUGGCUCUCUUCAAGCAACAGAAGGUGGAGGACGUUUACGAAAUUGAGGAAGAGCUGGGAAGUGGUCAGUUUGCUAUAGUGAAGAAGUGUCGAGAGAAGAGCACAGGGGUGGAAUAUGCUGCCAAGUUCAUCAAGAAGCGCCAGAGCCAGGCCAGCCGGCGCGGGGUGAGCCGGGAGGAGAUCGAGCGCGAGGUCACCAUUCUGCAGCAGAUCCUGCAUGCCAACAUCGUCAAGCUGCAUGACAUCUACGAGAACAAGACAGACGUGGUCCUCAUCCUGGAGCUGGUUUGUGGAGGAGAACUUUUUGACUUCCUGGCACAGAAGGAGUCUUUGAGUGAAGAGGAAGCAACCAGGUUCAUCAAGCAGAUUUUGGAUGGUGUGCAUUACCUUCACUCUAAGAAAAUUGCUCACUUUGAUCUAAAGCCUGAAAACAUCAUGCUUCUAGACAAGAAUAUCCCUAUUCCACACAUCAAACUCAUUGACUUUGGCUUGGCUCACAAAAUAGAAGAUGGAGUUGAAUUUAAAAACAUUUUUGGAACUCCAGAAUUUGUAGCUCCAGAAAUCAUAAACUAUGAACCACUUGGACUAGCUGCAGACAUGUGGAGCAUAGGAGUCAUCACCUACAUACUGCUUAGUGGUGCAUCACCUUUCCUUGGAGAAACUAAACAAGAAACACUUGCCAACAUCACAGCUGUGAAUUACGACUUUGAUGAAGAAUUUUUCAGCAAUACUAGUGACCUGGCAAAAGACUUUAUUCAGAAACUACUGGUGAAAGAUACACGGAAGCGGCUUACGAUUCAGGAAGCUCUGUCUCAUCCAUGGAUAACGCCUAUGGACAAGCAACAGGCUUUGGUUCGGAAAUCAUCUGUUGUUAACAUGGAAAACUUCAAAAGGCAAUAUGCUAGAAGGCGAUGGAAGCUUUCAUACCGUGUUGUUUCUCUGUGCAACCACUUAUCGUACUCGCUGGCGAAGAAGGUCCUGACCCAAGAUGAGAGUUCGAGAAACUGUGAAAGUGACAGUGAGGAUCUUUCACAAAGAAAAGUGCCUCUUCAGAGGAGAAGCAGCCUAUCAUAAUGGGAUGAGAAUUCCAUGGCCAGGAGGCAGGAAACUUUCAUCCUUGCUGAAGCAAGCAGCCCUGGCAGCAGACUUGGACUUGUCUGAAUCCUUGCUUCUUGCUUCUCAAACUGCACCAACAACUGGAUGAUGGUCUUAAAUGCCUACUGAGCAUUUUAGAAAAUUUGGAAUCAAGAUUCCCAGGGAAAUCCUGCAACACAAGCACCAGCUGGAGUCCUUUUAUAUGUUGAGUGUUUCAGUGAUACUUCAGUCUAUUUCUGAUGUUGAGUCCAGUCAGGGUGUGGGGUUCCUACUGAUAAUCUUUUACUGCAGAAUAAUUAACUUUCUGCACAGUGGUUAAGACUGUGUGCGUUACUAUUAUGAUCAGGGAAAUUUCUAGUGAGUCUUAAAGAUUUUUUUUUAAUUCAAUUUUUAUAUUUAUUAAUAGCAUAAAUAUUUGAUGGCAGGUAUCUGACAGGUUUUGUUCACUGUGUGCAGUAUUCUGUUAUUGCUGUAACUGAAGAGAAAAUCACAGUGACAUAACAUACCAUAACCUUGAUUUUGUGAACGUGGCAGUAAAUAGUUCUGAAAUGCAACAAGAACUGUGCUCUGGCCAUUUUGUCUGGCUGGGGAUUAGCACAACUCCCUUUGUCACUGGGAGUACAACUGACUGCGGCACUGAGGUAGGCCAAGGCAAUUUUUGGAUGAAAAAGAGAAAAAAAUUCUGUGGUGAUUUACAUGCACCCAAAUACAUUUUCACAGAGUGAUGACAGGUGCCUUACCAAACAAAAGGGCAUUUAGAAAGCUAAGGCAUGUGAAGAAAUAGUCUUUAUUAGACUUUGUUAUUAUUAUCAUCAAUAUUUUUAUUGUCAGCAAAUUGGAGACUUGUUAACACCUAUUUGUACAGGUGCUGUUUACAUGGAACCCAGACUGCAGACAUCUGUAUUUUAUUCAGGGAGUUGUAUCCAAAAUUGAGGAAUAAGCACUUUGAUAUUGAUGUAACAUCUUUGCACAGGGAAGUUGCAUCAUUUUAACUAUAUUAGUUUCUAAGCCAGUAUUGUUCAAUUGGUACCAAAAAAUGUGCAUAGGGUAUUUUUUUCAUUGAAUAUAUUUGCUAUUAGAAGUUUCUAUUUAUUUUGCCAUUUAAGGAAUUAAAAAUCAGAAAGCAAGUCUAUUAGAAACAACUAUAGAUGGAUGAGGAAACUGAUUUUGUUGGCUUUACACCUGUCACCUCUAGGCUAAGGUUUUGGAGCAGGUGUUGAAAACUAGUAUCAGUUUAAUUUUGAUGGCUUCCAGUUUCUAAGAUAGAAAUAAAAAUAUGCUGCUUUUAUUUGUAACUUUGUAUCCUUGCUUAGAGACUAAAAUGCAGUUGAUAAGAAAUUACUUCUGUGAAAGGAAGGAAAUUUAUGAGAAGCUUUGGAGGAGAGAGGCAGAAUGUAGGAUUUGAUGGAAGAAACAUAAAAUGAAGGAGGGGGUGAAAUGAAAGGGACAUGGAGGUGAUCCUGGACUGGGAAUGAUGGAGGAAAGGAAAGAGAAUGUGGAUAUAUGAAUUGUGGAGGCUGGAGAGUAAAUGUUUCUGCAAAUAUGGCACUGCAUUUUUAUACUACUUCUUUAAUUUUUUUAUUUUGUAUCUUGUGCUGCCAUAGCCUGUGAUGUGUGCUGGUCAAGGGAUAAGGUGCAGGGCAUGGGCUUCUCUACAUAUUCAGUUAAAAGGUGUAUUUCUGAACUCCCUGUGUAAUUCUUGAGACAGAAUCCUCAAAAAGUGUUGCAGUAAUGUAUGUAUUAAGAGGGAGCAGUAACAGGGAAACCUGAGGUUUCAGUAUAUCCUCAUUUCAGCUGGAAUAUAGUUAAUUUUCUCCUUAGUAGCUGGUACUGUGCUGUGUUUUAGAUUCAGUAUGAAAAUAAUGUUGUUGGUAAUAUGGUGAUGUUUUAGUUGUUGCUAAGUAGUGAUUACCGUAAGUCAGGACUUCUCAGUUUCCCAUGUUCUGCUUGUGAGGAGGUGCACAAAAAGCUGGGAGGGACCAUAGCCAGGGACAGCUGACCCAAAAUGGUCAAAGGGAUAUUCCAGCCCAUGGAAUGUCAUGCUCAGUGUGUAAACUGGGGUGAAUUGGCUGAGAGACACAGGUCACUGCUCAGGGAUGGGCUGGGUAUUGGCCCAUGAGUGGUGAACAAUUGUGUUAUGCAUCACUUGUCUUUCCUGGAUUCUAUUCUUCUCUUUUCCUUUCCAUUAUUAUUAAUUAUUAUUAUUAUUAUUAUUAUUAUAUUUUGUUUUAGUUAAAUUACAAAACUGUUCUUAUCUCAAAGUAACCCUUGAGGUUUGCUUUCCAAUUUUCCUCCCCACCAGGGCCAGGGGAAGGUGAGUGAGGGGCUGUUUGGGACCUAGUUGCCAACCGGACAAACCAUGGCAGCGUCAUGGAGUGUCUGUUUCAUAAACAGAACACUAAGAAUAUAUAUUUGGAUAAAAAAACACCCAGCUUACUUUCCAAAUUUUGCUUCCUGCUUUCCCAAGGAUGUGGAAAAGAAACAGACUCCAAGCCAGUGGUAUUUUUAUGAGUUUCUAGACUUUAAAAACAUCUUUGGUUUCCAAAUUUGAGAUUGUGGCAUGUGUAUGUAAAUGACACUUCUAAAAAUUGGGUCCUUGUUAAAAUAGGUUGUUGGAUCAGGACUGUGCUCCCAUGGAAAUGGGGUCAUUCUCAUGUGAAAUCCUGGCAACUACUAAGAAAGAUGGGACACAGUAGAAAGGCAGACAGAGGAGUGCAAGGCUGUGUGAAGCUCUGGCUUAUUGAUUCUACAUUUAUAAAGACGUAAGGUGGUAUUUUAACAGAGACAUUACAGACAUCUCACUGUUCAGUCUUCAGUCAUCUUUGUGCUCAUGUCAGCUAAGGCCAGGUUGUUCUCUCUGGCAUUCAGUCAUUCCACAUGGCUCCCAAGCAACUUCAUUGCACAGAACCCACAACAUGCAGCACUCCUGUCCAGCCAAACUAUCUCCUGCCUGUUCCAGGUAGGAGCAUGCUGUGAGUGUAGAAUCUCUUGUUCUCAGGACUAAUGUUGGUGAUGCAUGAGGAAGCUUUACAGUGUUUUCCCAGCUGUGUCCAUGGCCCUGUCUGUUCCAUGGGGUGAAGCUCAGCCCGCUCAGGGCAGCACAGUGCAAUUGUGCUGCUUCCAGUGCUGGCACAACACCUGCUCACUGCAGGGCUUGGUCUGAAUUCAUCACCCAUGGGUUUUGAACAACCACCUACAGGUUCCUUUCAGUAAGGGGCCAAAAGAAAGAGAAAGACAUGGAAGAAAAUGGAACAUUAAAAGAAUUUGUGUUACAGAAUCUUGCUGGGAGAAAAAAAAAAAUCUAUUUUCUAUGUGUUACUCUGUUUUGCAGUAGGGAACCUGGAGAGAAAUGAAGCGAUAGUCUGGGGAAAAAAAAAAAAA